Molecule: messenger RNA, 2682 nt
Organism: Lineus longissimus
Lineage: Eukaryota; Metazoa; Nemertea; Pilidiophora; Heteronemertea; Lineidae
Product: ankyrin-2-like
Exons: 2
Coding region: 65-2290 (741 amino acids)
Biological process (GO): intracellular signal transduction
Molecular function (GO): protein binding
Source: RefSeq, a predicted model, not a curated record
UUUAGGAAAAGAUAAACAAUAUGGUGGACGAUAGAAAUGUCUGAAAUUUUUUUGCAAUAAAAAAAUGGAAAGUCUUCACAAUUCCGAAGACUAUGACAUUGCAGUGUCAAAAGCUUGCCUCUCAGGCAACAUUGAGGAAUUGAAGCUGUUGAUCGAACAUGGCGCUGAUAUCAACGUGCGUGACCGAUCAAGGUUCAUCACACGAUUCAAAGGAUUCUCAGUUCCAGUACUCUUCAACGCUGUAGAGCAACAACACGUGGAUGUUGUAAAACUUCUUUUAAAACAUCGAGCCUCGGUACAUAACUUGGAUAAGUUUGGUAGAAGUGCGUUGCACAUUGCAUGUGCUGUUGGAAACAGUGUGAUUGUGCAGUUAUUGCUUGACUAUGGCGCAAAUGUGAAUCUUGGGAACGCGAAUCGUAAAUGUCCAAUCCAUGUGGCUUCCACUUGCGGCCAUACCCAGAUUGUCAAACUACUUCUUGGGUAUGAUUCUGUUGUUAAUGUUAAUGACAUGCAGGGUUCCACACCGUUAUAUUGUGCAGUGGAGAAUGGACACACAGAUGUAGUUGAUGUCUUGCUAAGUUACGGAGCUGUUAUCCAUAUGGAUAUUGAAACUUUCAACCACAGCCCUUUACUAAUAGGUUAUCAGAAUUUUCACCUUGGUGCUGUCAAAUGUCUCCUGGCACAGCCUGACAAACUAAGAAAUGAAGAGAUUGGCCAGAUUGUUUCAAAACUUCAUUUUAGUGCUUUUCUAGGUGAUAUAGAUACACUACUGACAUUGCUUGAUUCAGAGUGUGAUAUCAACUCCCAAGAUGUAAUGGGAAGGACAUUACUCCAUAUUGCAUGUAAAAUCGCAAACAUGAAGCUGGUAUACUUAUGUCUGACAAAAGGCAUUGAUGUUAACAUUGAAGACAAUAAAGGAAUGAGUGCGCUGUAUUAUCUGUGCGAAGGCAAGUGUAAAAGCUUCCACAGUUUACAGCAUGUGGACGAAAUGCUUGUAGAAAAUUCUUCGGGGUUUUGUGUUCAUGAAACAGAUUCUGAUCAAGUAAACUCUGAGAGCUGCCAGACUAAGAUUGCAAAGUUCCUGUUGGAUAACGGUACCAAAAUUCAUGGAGUAGAUUCUGAGUUGAGCCGUGUUGGAUGGACUCCUAUUUGUCAUGCUUGUUACAAUGGGAACCUCAGUCUUAUCAAACUUUUGAUUGGACGUACAUGUACUGCGGACAUUGAUAAUGGAACUGAGCGAUUUCCACUUCAUACUGCCAUUAGCUCACAUAAUCCUGAAGUUGUGAAACUUUUAGUCGAAAGCGAGGCAAACGUUAACAUGUUUGGUAGUAACUUUGAUAAAUCAUUUAGUCCGUUGCAUUUGGCUGUGCAUUUUGGUCUGGAGGACGUGACAUCAGUUUUACUUGAAGCUGGUGCAGACCCAAACCUGAGAGAGGGCAACACGAACAGUACACCUUUAAGUUUUAUCCAAAAGAAAUCUGUGCCAAUUUGUAAACUCCUCCUUGCAAAAGGAGCGAAUCCAAAUGUAGCAAAUAAAUUUGGCAAUACGGCCCUACACGAUGCUUGUAGAUUGAUGUGGGAAGACAAUGACUUGGUUAAAAGUUUGGUCGAAGGUGGCGCUGAUGUAAACCUGGUCAAUAAACAUGGCCGUGUCCCAUUGCAUAAUGCCUGUGAAAAGAGCCAUUCUAAAAUUGUCAUGACUUUGCUCAAGGCUGGUGCAGAGACAUAUGUACGAGACACUAAGGAUGACACGCCCUUGAUGAUGUUACUGAAUAAUUAUCUAGCCCUUGGUAAAUUGUCGUCCUCUGUUGUUAUCAGCGCAAUGUUGCCACUGCUUAAUGCAAGUUGUCCUUGGUAUCUUUGGGACAAUGAGAAUAGCAAAAGCCGGAAAUUAUUGAUGCAUUUGUAUGCUUAUUGUAGACAUAUUUUGAAAGUCCUGAUCCCUUUUGGUUGUGGGAGUUCCGUCCAUAUCUCUCCUCAUCGAGACAUUCUGCUGACAUUAUGCGGAAAUAAAGACUAUGAAAUUCUCUCAAUGAUGAUGGAAUGCGGAUACAACAUAUCCGAAACAGAAUUAGUGGAGUUUUACAGCGAUACACCAAGUAAUCAGCCGUUGAUACAAUCACUGCGUAAUCUGUUUUACUGUAAAUCACUCCAGUCAUUUUGUCGUUUGACUGUACGGCGAAGAAUCUUCUCUUCCUUUAAAAGAGGUGAUUUCCUUAACACGCAGAUACAGUGUUUGCCAAUUCCUGGGAAAUUAAAGGAAUUCAUCUUGCUCAAACAGUUUGUAUAGGCCUGGUGACUGGUUACACACAUACUGUAAACCUAUUGUAAAAAACACUCCAGUUGGGAUGUGAGUGGAGAAAGAGGAUGCCUUAAACUUGUCUGAACCCAGAUGUUCCGGUAAAAUGAGUAACAGGAGGGGCCAUAUAUGGAGAAGGGGGUGUCUUCUUCCAACUGUACAAUGAGGAAGAAGUCGGUGACAUGUAUGGAGAAAUGCUUGCAUAUUUCAAUAAGAGGGGGGGGACAUAGGUACCACAGUGAAUGUGAUUAAUCUGAAUCCAAAAAUCUAGUAAAACAUAGUGUGCUGCUAGUAGGGCCGACUGCUGCCAAUUCUUGCUCCUUUGCGAAAUUGCAAGAACACCAAUGUAUAUUUCUUAUAUGGAAAUAAAAUUAUCUUUAUGA